CACUAGUCAUUCGUGUUAUUGAACACAGCUCAGUGCUGUUGUCAAUAUAAGCCGCAUUUCACUGUAACAACAGGGCACCCAAUCAGCAAACACACAGGCCAGAUCUCAUGCUGCCAAGGACUUGCAGGAAGGAAAGGCUGAUAGAAGCAUGCCUAUUCCUUCCAUAGAGAGCAACUGCACUGAGCAGACUUCCAGGAAAAGGAGACAAGAAAGUACAGAGGGUUUUCCUGCUAAAAAGAAAUCAAGCUGGGGUAUACUUACUUGCCAAGGUUCUUGGGCAGACCGGUCACCCCUUCAUGAAGCAGCUAGUCAGGGCCGUCUUCUGGCUCUUAAGACUCUGCUUUCUCAGGGAUAUAAUGCAAACACCUUGACUAUUGACUAUGUGACCCCACUGCACGAAGCCUGUCUUGGAGACCAUGUAGCCUGUGCUAGAGCACUUAUUGAAGCAGGCGCCAAUGUGAAUGCAACUACAAUUGAUGGAAUGUCUCCACUGUUUAAUGCUUGCUCACGAGGCAGUGCAACUUGUGCAGAGAUAUUAUUAGAACAUGGCGCCAAUCCUCAAGCAGACGCAUGCCAGCCUUCACCAAUUCACGAAGCAUCCAGUAAAGGGAGGAGCGAAUGUGUGGCAGUCCUAAUAUCUUGGGGAGCUGAUGUUGAUCAAAACAUUCCUCACUUGGGAACUCCACUCUACGUAGCAUGCGUCUCUCAGCAACUGCAUUGCACACAGACGUUACUCGAUGGAGGAGCUAAUGUUCAGAAAGGCAAAUUCCCUGAAACCCCGUUGCAUGCUGCUGCUCAACAAAACAGCCCUGAGAUUGUAAAAUUACUGCUGGACUUUGGGGCAGACAUCAAUGUAAAAAACUUGGACCUGAAGAGACCUGUGGAGGCAGCGGCACCAAGCAGCCUGGUGGAGAAGUUCCUAUUGCUACAUGAAGCCACUCCCUGUUCUCUGCGUCAGCUCUGCCGCUUGAGUAUCAGAAACUGCCUGGGGAGGUCCAGACAACAUCUCAUUUCACAGCUCCAGCUGCCUACCAUCCUGCAGAAUUUCCUACAGUACAGAUAAAGCACUAAGCAUCAUUGCUAAAGAUCAAAUAGACUCCUGGUUUAAUCCAGAUACAGUACUGUAUAAGAACAAUAAAACUGAAAUAUUACCC
Polyodon spathula (Mississippi paddlefish) is the source of this 1154-nucleotide messenger RNA. RefSeq names its product ankyrin repeat and SOCS box protein 5-like. Lineage: Eukaryota; Metazoa; Chordata; Actinopteri; Acipenseriformes; Polyodontidae. The record is from RefSeq and is a predicted model, not a curated record. Bases 149 to 1063 code for a protein of 304 amino acids. Gene Ontology annotation, molecular function: protein binding. The transcript has 7 exons. Gene Ontology annotation, biological process: intracellular signal transduction; protein ubiquitination; positive regulation of protein catabolic process.